Molecule: messenger RNA, 2310 nt
Organism: Candida albicans SC5314
Lineage: Eukaryota; Fungi; Ascomycota; Pichiomycetes; Serinales; Debaryomycetaceae
Exons: 1
Coding region: 1-2310 (769 amino acids)
Biological process (GO): rRNA processing
Cellular component (GO): nucleus
Source: RefSeq, a predicted model, not a curated record
AUGUCAAUAAAUAUUGUUUUGGAAGAGAUUAAAGGUACUCCUUCUUCAAUUAUCCCUUUAUUAUCAAUUUUACAUAAUGAUAAACAAAUUUUAUCUACCAUCACCAAAACUGAAUUAAAUCAUCUUAUUUCAAGAACAUUAAAUUUAGUUAGAUCAUCAGAUGUUUAUAAUAAAUGGUGUGGAAUCAAUUUAAUUAGAGUUAUAGUAGAAGAAUAUUCUAUAUUAGCUAGUGAAGGUAAUAAUUUAAUGAAUAGUUUAUUACAAGUUUUAGAAGCUUAUCAACAACAACAACAUCAUCAUCAUCAUCAAACUACUAUUGAUUUAAAAAUAUUGACUAGUUGUAUUGAAACAAUUAAUUAUAUGGGGGAUUUAAUUAGAGGUAAACCCACUUUAACUAGAGAAAUAUUAACACCAAAAUUGAAUUCGAUCAUUGGUUAUUAUUUCCAAUAUUUACAUUUUGCUCCAUUAUUAAUUUUAAAUUCAUUACAAACAUUAUUAAAAUUCCAUCCAACGACAUUUAGACCAUUUGGUAAUAAAUUGAAAACUAAAUUAAUUAAUUUAAUUGAUGGUGGUGGUGGUGAAGAAUUUAUAAAUUAUCCUCAAGAUUUACAAUUAUCAAUUUAUAAUACAUUAGCUAUGCUUCCAAUUAUUGAAAAAAUUGAACCAGAAACAAAAUGGUAUAAUGAUGUGAUUAAUAUUCUUGGAGAAAUUAAUGGAUUAAUUCAAAUUUAUCAAGAAUUUUUGAAUUUUAAAGAUGAUCAAGAUUUAUCUAAUUUGAUUCAAAAAUUACCUAAUCGACCAACAACAACAACAACCACUACUAAACUAUUAACUGAUUUAUCAAUUGAUUUUAAUAAACCUCAAACCAUUUUAUCUAUUUCUAAUCAUUUAAAUAUUCUUAUGGGUGUUUUAAAAAGUUAUUUGACGGUGGAAACUUUAUUUACAGUGAAAUUACCUCUUGGAUUGAUUUUAACAACUUGUGAAUUAAUAUGUUCAAUUAAUACAAAAUUUUUAUCAUUUAAAGGAGAUAUUCGUGAUGAAACAAUCAAGAAAUUAAUCAAAUUUAGUUUAAUUGAAAAUUAUAAAACCACACUAGGAGUUUUAAUUGAAUUAAUUGAAUUAUAUAAAGGGUCAUUAAUUCCUCAUUUAACUACAAUUUGGUCAUUUUUAGAAACAUUAAUUCCAUUUCAAAAUCAAAAUAAAAGAAUUGUCAAUGAAGAAAUUAUUGAAUCAGAAUCAUUAUACGUUGAAAUAUUACAAUUUAUGAAACAAAGUUUAUCUUUAUUAGGUAAUGUUUCUGAAAAUACUCAAUUAUUAAGAUUUGUUGAUAUGGCAUUAAUAUUAGUUGAACCAAGAAUCAAUCCAACUACCACCACCACCACCACCAACAACAACAACAACAACAACAAUACUAAACAGACUAACGUCCAACAAGGUAAAAAACAAAAGAAAAGGAAAAAUACUUCAUCAGUGGCAUUAUCAGAUAUAUUAUCUCAUGAACAUUUAUUCAUGACCAAUAUUCCUACUAUUACAAUCACGACCGUUCGAUCAUUUAUUAAUCAAAUCAUUACAAAAAUUAUAUUACCACCAACUCAACAUUAUAAAAUCAUGAGAUAUUUAAUAAUUGAAUCAAUUCAUGCUAAAUAUUAUAAUUUAUAUCAUAAUGUUCCAAUUGAAUUGAAAAAAUUAUUAAUUAAUGCCGUUUUAUAUCCUGGUUAUGAUAAAAUUAGUAUUUUACCAAUUAUAUCAACGAUAUUAUCAGAUGAUCCAUUAUUAGGAGUUUUCAAUAAUCCAAAAUUCCCUCCAUUACCAAAAUAUAUUAAUUUAGUUAAUAACAUUGAGGAAGAGGAACAAAAAGAGGAACAAGAAGAAGAUGCGAUUAUUGAGGAUGAAGUGGAAGAACCUAUUAAAGAAGAGUUAACAACACCAUUGAAAAAGAGAAAAUUGGAUAUUGAAUCAAAUGAAGAAACUGAUAAUAAUAAUAUUAUCCCUGUUGAAGAUCAAUCUAAGAUUUUCACUGCCACUAAAGUUGAAAAAUUGACAACAACAACAACAUCAUCAAUUGAGAAUAAUCCUGUUGUGAUUGAAGAAUUAACAUCUUCUAAAGAAAUUGUUGUUGAAUCACCAGUUGAUGAACCAACUAAAGUUGAUAACAUAAUACCAACUACCACUACUACUACUACUACAACAACUUCUUUAACAUCAAAUACUGCUAAUGCAAAUGAUGAUAAUGAUAAUGAUGAUGAUGAUGAAUCUUCUGAUUUUGAAAUGCCUGAAAUCAAUCUUGAUCAAGAUUCUGAUGAUGAAUGA